Messenger RNA from Pantherophis guttatus, 4774 nucleotides. It is a transcript of the gene GJA5, whose product is annotated as gap junction protein alpha 5. Gene Ontology annotation, cellular component: connexin complex. Gene Ontology annotation, molecular function: gap junction channel activity involved in atrial cardiac muscle cell-AV node cell electrical coupling. The record is from RefSeq and is a predicted model, not a curated record. NCBI's taxonomy places the organism in Eukaryota, Metazoa, Chordata, Lepidosauria, Squamata, Colubridae. Gene Ontology annotation, biological process: atrial cardiac muscle cell to AV node cell communication by electrical coupling; heart development; cell-cell signaling.
GAGUGGUGAAAACUUUUUUCAUAGAGCUGCAACUGCAAAGGGAUUCACACUGUUCCUCAGUUACAAAGAACACUUGACAAGCCGUACUUGCUCUCUUGACAACCGAAAACAGCACAACUGAAACUUGCAAAACAUCAGUAUUUAUGUAGGAACAACUGCAAAUAUAGACCAUGGAGGAAAAAAGAAACCUAUAAAAUUAUUUGAUUUUGCCAAAAGAGUAUCUAGGAAAGGGGUGAGCAAAACACAUGAUGGAGAAGUAAAUACACAUAUAAAGAGAGAAGACAGUAAGUGUCUGACAAGCUGCAGAUGGAGAAAAAAAAUGAAUAAAAUAUUGAACACAAACUCCUAAGGAUCUAUGCUGGAUAAAAAGAACAGCUAAUUUCAAGAAAAAAGUUAGACGUCAGUCUCCCAAUUGAAUAAACAUGGGUGAUUGGAGCUUCCUAGGAGAAUUCCUUGAAGAAGUCCAUAAACAUUCAACAGUAGUGGGAAAAGUCUGGCUGUCUGUCCUUUUUAUCUUCCGGAUGCUUGUCCUGGGCACAGCUGCAGAAUCUUCCUGGGGAGAUGAACAGUCCGAUUUCAAAUGUGACACCCAGCAACCCGGUUGUGAGAAUGUUUGCUAUGACAAAGCUUUCCCAAUCUCCCACAUCAGGUAUUGGGUCCUUCAGAUUAUCUUUGUCUCCACACCAUCCCUGUUAUACAUGGGUCAUGCAAUGCAUACCGUCCGUAUGCAGGAGAAGAGGAAACUUAAGGAGACCAAGGAAGAAGCAAGGACAAUCCAGAACAAGUGUGACUCUUUUUCCCAGCAGGAUUACCCAGCACCAGAGAAGAUAGAGCUGUCCUGCUGGGAUGAACCCAGUGGGAGAAUAAUUCUUCGGGGCACUUUGCUGAAUACCUAUGUCUGCAGUAUUUUAAUCCGUACCACCAUGGAGGUUGCUUUCAUUGUUGGGCAAUAUAUGCUCUAUGGAAUCUUUCUGGAGACCCUCUAUGUCUGUCACCGGCAGCCCUGUCCUAAUCCAGUCAACUGUUAUAUCUCUCGGCCGACAGAAAAGAACAUCUUUAUCAUUUUCAUGCUUGUGGUAGCAUCCUUCUCUCUCUUCUUAAGCCUGGCUGAACUGUAUCACUUAGGAUGGAAGAAAACUAAGCACACCUUCUCUCAGAAAAUCAGCCCUACACCAGCAAUUGGCAAACUGGAGGGAGACUCUCAAGUGAAGACAGAUGAAAACUGCACCCCUCCUCCAGAUUUUAAUCAGUGUUUAGCCAACCCUACAGGGAAGUAUAUCAGCCCCUUCAGUAACAAAAUGGCCUCUGAACAAAACACGGUCAACUUUGCAACAGAGGGGGUCCACAAUCCAGAUGAUUCAGGUGGAGAAGCCCCCUUUAUCCAACUAAACUACAUGCAACAUCCAGAAGCCACUGUAAAUUCUGCACCAAAUCUGAUACCAAAUGGAUACUUUCAGAACAAACGCAGACUCAGCAAAACUAGCCACACAAGCAGUAAGGCAAGGUCUGACGAUUUGUCAGUGUGAGGUGCUUCUAGUGGAGCUAGAAGAAGGGAAGAAGUUGUUACGGCAAAUGCCUGUAGUUAAAUUUUUGAAAUCUUGUCAGUCUAAACUCUGGAUCAAUUAGCUUAUGAAUUCACGCUUAGCUGACAUAUUCCAAAAUGUUUCUUUGCAUGCUCUGAACCCAUUACUGUUCCAAAAUAAAAACUGUUUCAUUUCAAAACAGCAAAGUAACUUUAGCAGUUACAUGGUGUUCUUAUACUUCAGAUGAUUAUCUCAUUAUCCAGCACUAUAAAACAGUAUAAUCAUUGCAAUUUCUCCAAGAACCUUGGAAAUUAUAGUUUGGGAACAAUGCUGAGGAGUCUCUGUUCCAAGCCCUUGCACAGAAUUACAAUUCUCAAGAAUCCUUGAUUGGACAAAGGAAAGGAGUAAAUUAUAAUUCUGAAGAAAAACUCAGGGCAUUUCCACAAUCCUCUGUGGGAUUGGCUCCAAGUGGAAUGGAUUCAUGCUGUAAUCUCUUUUUGUGAAUUGAGUCAGGUUAUUUAUGACUCUUCUCAGGUGUAUUUAAAACUUUUGAAUUUUUUUUUGUUUUAGAUCACAGAGGUUCUGCAGACUUUCUGGGCAGUCUGUUUUCUCACUUGUGAUAACUAUUGUCUUAACCUUCCUCUCAGUUCCUGGGCUCAGGUUAGCUAUUAUUACCAAUCUUCACAGAAGUUCAACCUUCACUGACCUUGACUCUUCUCUAUCCAUUAUUCUUUAUGCCUUUCCACCAUAGUCUUCUUACAAGCAUGGAUACAGUUAUUGGAAAAAGUCAGAAAGAAAUUUAACAAGUGAUGGGGACAUUUAAAUACAAAAAUGGAACAGUGGCAGAAUAGAUAAGAAGUCUUUGAACAACUUCAGAUGUUUUGCUUACUUUCUUUUUCUUUUGAUUGAACUUUGCUGCUUCAGCUUCCCACCAUUGCUGUUUUUCAGAUUGUUUUGCCAGCACAUAAACCCAUAUUCUAAAAACACAUGGAUAAAAGGACAGUAACAAUUUCUGAGAUUUCAUCUUUGUGUGGAAAGAGGUGAGGGGAUUCCAUUAUUCCGCAGCUGACAGCAAUUCAGGAAAUGGAGCAGUUGAAUUACAUUUGAUAUUCUCAUUUUGAUAAACUAGAGGAUGAGCAUUGACUGACUCGUGGGGGUUCCUCCAUUUUCUGAGUUUCAAAGACAACUAAUGUGAAGACAAUAGAUCAGAUUGAAAAGGCUUCGUGACGGAUUUGGGGGAGGACUGUGUGGGAAUGUUACUGAGUGGAAUUUGCAAACUAAAUUUACAGCGAGUAUCGUGUUGUGAGAUGUGUACAAAGGAGUUGAGGGGUGGGGUAUAUAGCACUAUUUUUUCUCUCCUUCGAGAUGAAGCUCAAGCACUGGCUUCCCAAAUCUUGGUGUAACUUCAAAUUCUUAUAGUGCAAACAUGGGGCCAAGGCCUCUCCACAUCUCUUAAAAUCAUUGGACCAUUUGAAACCAUAGCAUACCAACAAGCUAUCUCCCUUCUAGAAAACUAAAAUAUUGCUUUUUCUUUUUUUCUCAAAACUAUAUAGAAAACCAUGCUAGUACCAAUUAAAAUGCAAUGAAAUCUACUUGAAUUUUUGAUGUAUUUGUCUAUAAUAAAUCUUGAAUUCUGUAUGGCCUCAUAGUGUUAAACAUGCACCAGCUCAGGGGGACAGCAAUUAAAAAUACUUUGUUAUUUUAACAAAAAUAUUAAUAUAAAGUUUUCUUCUGAAAUUAAUACUCCUGUAUGAAACAUGAAUUAAUACUCUGUGGAACCCUAAUAAAUUGUGGUUUUUUUAAUAUGAUAUUCUCUAUCCAUUUUUAAGUUACUGCUGCUGGAAACAUAGUCACUAGGCCAAAAUACGUCAAGGAACAAAAAAGAAAACAAGAUCACAGAGGCAGACAAUCUUACCACAUCCAAACAUAAUGUUUCUCUUUAGUAAUUUUUUUCAGUAUGACGGUAUCAUAGGAAGACAGCUGUUAAUUAUGCUGUAACAUCCACUGGAAAAUGGAGUUUAAUUUCAUUAAGUUUUGAAGAAAUUUAUUUACAGUUUCAGGUGUGGACUUUUUUCUCUCAACCAAAUUGUGUUAAGCCUACUCUGAAGACUUACUGCAAUUUUUUAGCUAAUAGCCAAAAAUAUUCUAUUAAUUUUCAGCAGUUAGAAGUGGAAUUUUAUGGGCAUGACCCUGUUGAGGCCAGAGAAUGCCUAAAAAGUUGGCUGGAUCUCUUUAAGAAGUUAACAGAUCAAAGUCAGUUCUGGUUGUUGCUGCAUAAUUGCUGUGCUGAAAUAGGUAAGCAAGAGACACUGGUGGAAAAUGAGAACUGGGGUAGCACCAGGAGGCAUUGUCAGGCAAUUUAAGAAGUCAAGAAAAUAUUUAAUCAACCAAAUCAGAAGAUUCUUGUUCAGGAGUUGGAAAGUGACUGAAAGAUAAACAAUUUUUAUAGCAAUUUUAGUCUAAUCUAAAUUCAUGCAACAUCUACAGGAAAUACAAUCCUCAUGUAAUAGUAUGUUUCUGCAGCUUUGGGAAGUAGAAACACCUGUUCCUGGCCUUGAGACAUUUAACUUCAAGCUGCAAAGGGGCUAGAAAUAUUUGAAUUUAUUUACAUGAAGCCAAAGGCUCUGCUUCUCUUCCUACGAUUUUCUAAGAACAUCUUCUAAGAACAUUUGAGUCACUUUUACUUGUUAAGCCACUCACACAUGACUAUUUUGAUUGGGAUUAUUUUUUAAUAUGGGAUAUUAAGUCAAAUAUGGUUGCUACAUUUUCCUUUAACAAGCCUGUGAACCCUGUAAUUUAGGGUAGAUGUUCCACCCAAUAUCACACAAUCAAGGUUUAAUUCGCUCAUUUGAACCAGAAUAAUUUAAGCAUCAAACGGAUAGAGAACUAAGUGAAGGAAAUUCAUUUCAUUUCCCAGUUGUCACAAUGUGUUCUACUUCAUUUUCCAAAAUAUUUGUUUAACUCAGUAUCAUAUAUGGUGUACCAAUGAUUGAAGAGAUAGGAAAUUAAUGCUCUCGCUGUUUUCAAGGCAAGUAAGUAUUUUCUCCUGUUUCUGGGAAGGAAACUAAGGGCACUGGGAGUAUGUUUUUGUGUUAAAGGACUUGAUAGAAGACUGAAAAUGUUUGUCUUUAAGCUACCUUUCUUUGUGGUCUACUUUCCUCUGUAAUGUAAACCCAAGAUGAGAGGAUGCAUGUUAUCUUUGAUUAUGUACUAUGCUUGUUAUGUUUUAAUAAAGUUUGGGUUAAAACUUG